Aspergillus oryzae RIB40 is the source of this 1308-nucleotide messenger RNA. Its product is annotated as SMP-30/gluconolactonase/LRE family protein. The transcript has a single exon. The coding region runs from base 1 to 1308 and encodes 435 amino acids. The record is from RefSeq and is a predicted model, not a curated record. NCBI's taxonomy places the organism in Eukaryota, Fungi, Ascomycota, Eurotiomycetes, Eurotiales, Aspergillaceae.
AUGAUGUAUUCUGGUGCUUUAUCUCUAACAUUGGCCACCACUUUGGCUAAUGCUGCUGCGGUUAUUCCCCGUGCAACGGCGACAUCCUUAACCACACCGUCCGCAGUUGCAGUUCUGAAUGACCCCAUAGCCCGCCCUUGCAUGGCACCUGGUGUCGUCUGUCUGAAAAAGCAUGCCGCUAAUCUCCCAUAUCCCUUUCACCGCGCUGCUCCUGACGGCAGAAACAUCCCCACCUAUGGAGACACCGAAGUCCCCGCAGAUGCCUCCUGGAAACACAUAUCAACGGCAGAUUUCAUCGUCUUUGACGAGUCCCGUGCAACAGAUGUCCUGGGAGACUCACCCAGCGUGGAUUUUGUCCUCUCCGUGGACGCUAACCACAUUCACGAGGGGCCCGUUUUCGUCCCAACCCAGAACCGAAUCUACUUCUCGGAGCUCUCAACAAACCUCCCACAAUUUGCCAUCGACCUCAAUCAAGAUCCUCCCUCUCUUUCACACUUCACCGCUGAUCCACCCAUCUACAUCCCCAACGGAGGUUUCUAUCACAACAACACAGUCUACUUCUCCGUGGCAGGAAGCAAUACCUCAAUCCCCGGCCUAGGCGAACAACGACCCGGCAUCGUCACCUUAGAUCCAGCAACCAACAAAUCUACAACACUCUUGAAUAACUACUACGGUUUAACCUUCACCGACUGCGAUGACCUCAUUGUCGAUCCUGCAACAGGAUUCAUCUGGUUCACAGCCCCUUAUUACUCCUGGUGGUUGGAACUCGCCGAUAUACCCCCACAGACCAAGUCCGGGACAUACCGAUUCGACCCUACAACAGGCUCAACAGUCAUCGUCAAUGACGAGAUGUUCUCCCCAAACGGAAUAGCACUCAGUCCUGACCGUCGACACAUGUACAUCAGCGAUUCAGCAGCCUCAGGUCUCUCGGCGCCGAUCUCCUCCGACGUACCCAGCCCCGGUGGAGCAGGGAUCUUAUACAAUGUUACGGGUACACGCGCAAUUUAUAAGUUCGAUCUCGUUGAUGAUGGUCGCGCUAUCAUCAAUAAGAGGUCUAUAUACUAUGAUGCCAUUGGUUCUGUUCCGGAUGGACUCAAGGUUGCCCGCAAUGGGUACGUUGUUACUGCGACUGGGAACGGAUUAAGUGUGAUGGAUGAAUAUGGGGAUAUGAUUGUGCGCGUGCAGACGAAUUUCACGGUUAAUAACUUUGUCUGGACGAAUGCUAAUGAGUAUCGGGAGGUGUGGAUGGUUGGGAUGGGUGGUGUUGCUCGUUUGAAGUGGGGAUUGCAGGGUCAGGAGGCUGUUUGA